UAUACAUACAUCAUAUAUUAUACAGGGUUUUAUUUUUAGUUCUAAUAUUAAUCUUGCUAUGUUGGUAUGAGGCUGACUCCAUGAGGACUCUAUGAACACCUGAAGAGAUCUACUGUGAGUGAGUGAAAAGGCACCAGGAAAAACCCAUUUUAAUUUGUUGUUUGUCUUCCUCGACAUGGUGUUCUGGAUUUUCUUUCCCAUCACCCUGGCCCUGGUGUCCUUCAUUGGAACAUGGACUGUAUAUGGCCUAGCCCUCUCCAACAAUCAUGUGUGCUCCCUCAGUGACUGGGGAGUUGGGAACUACUGCCAAUGGAAUUCUUCCUCUGGAUGUUGCUAUGUUCCCACCAUAAGCUCCAGUGGAAGCUUUGCACCAGAAAAUUCACUUUUUACUGCAACAAUCAACGCCGGAUCCUUUCUGUUUCUGCUGUUCUGUAUACUCCACCAUGGCCAUGUGAUGGAGAGACAUGCAUGUCAUGCCAUGCUGAGCAAGUUUGCACUGGUCUUUGGUGUGGUGGCAGCCCUUGGGGCUUUCGCAGCAGGAAACUGCAAUCCAUAUCACCUGUCACUCCUUCACUACCUCGGAGCUGCCAUCAGCUUCAUGUGCAUCUGCUUCUACACUGUCCUGCUCACUGCGCUGACCAGGAAGUGUGUGCUGACAGGAUAUGAAAAGGUUCUCUACCCAUUACGCAUCACCUCCACUGUGAUUCAAACCAUUGUCACCAUCUGCUAUACUAUUUUGUUUGCCCAAAAGGAGUACUUUUACCUUCACCUGUCUGCUAUAUUUGAGUGGAUGCUCAGUGUCAACUUGGAGUUGUUUGAGCUCAGCUACGCCGUGGAGUUUUACUUCUUCUCAUCCUUCAUGAUUUCAAAUCUGUUGAACAAACGAGAGGAAGAAAAGCCUUUGAUGUUGACAAUGUCCUGAUAUGAGGCUGCCAGGGUCCAGCUGACACACAGAGAAAGUGAGGAUGGACUUACUAAUAAAUCUGUAAAGACAGUGGCUGGGCCGUGGCUGGAGGAACAAUAAUUUUUUUUUUUUUCAAUCACUCAGCUGAGAUGGAUUUACUGUAUAGCAAUUUAUGGAUUAUGACCACUUAUCCUCCCUCUCGAUACUGUUGCCUACAUUUGUGAUUUCCUUUAAUGGGCAUUUCUGUUCCUUUGGUAAAACUUCCUGUAUUUAUUGAAACAAACCAGGUUGUACAGCAAAUGAACAAAACAUAUCAGCUAUACUGUACUUUACUACAAGUGACGUUGAUACUCUGCCACAGAACAAUUAACCUGGGGCGUCAUACUCUGAUACACCUCAUUGACAGUAUGUUUAUCCGUUUUUUUUUUGUGCAAUAACUUCUUGUUGGACAUUGGCAAAAUCAGCAAUGAACUAAGAAUUUCUCAUCAGGUAUGCUAGUAUGGACCAAAAGUCGUGAAAAUGUCCCAACUUGUCUCUUAUCAUCUCUUAACAUUAAGGUUCUUUAAUGGAUCUAAGCACUUAUAUCUAGCCUUGGCACUUUAAUAAAAUCAUGACCAUUACACAAGCUGACAAGUCCUGUGAUACACAGACUUGGCUGUGGAGCUCUAUCAGAAGAGUGGAGAACAUUUCUAAACACCUAGUCAUUUAUUUUAAGUUCCUGUGACACCACAAGAUCCUGUUUGACUGGAUGAGUAAGAGAAAAUUAGUUCGACAGUUUUGUCACAGUGCAUACUGAAAACAAGACGACCAACACCUCAACAGCUUAAAAUGCACAAGUAUUUAUAAGUCCAAUGUUGGUUAGGCACAGAACAGUGGGUGUCGUCUGUAUCCUUUCCAUUACAAUGGUCUUAGGUGUGGUCUAUUAAUCUGUUUAAGUGUAUUUGAGCGUCAAACUAGUGUGAAGAUACCUGAAAUUCUUUGUCUGAAGUCUAGUGUGUGUUGUUUGACAGUCUUGGCAGAGGACUGCACUCUACUGAGCACAUUUUGGUGUUCACUUUCGUAAAACAGCUUAAAGGCUGUGAAAGUAUAUUUUGUCUCACUUUCUUCAGCGACAGAGUCCAACAUGAAUACAUUAUUUUCAGCAGGUUUGGUUAUGUCUCUUGGGAUAUUUCUGUAUUUAUGGUCUUGUCCUUGUUCCUCUCACCACCAAAGUUAGAGCUAAAAGAGAGUUAAUAUUAGACUUAGAUUCACCAGGUAGAGAGAAACAUGGCUCCAGAUGAGUAGUAAUGCUACUGGAUGUAUACAUAGACCAUUUACCAACAAGUUCCACUGCAUCACCUUUAAAGGUGAUAUACAUCUGCCUUCAAGUGGCCAAAAAAACAAAAACA
This is a messenger RNA of Seriola dumerili (greater amberjack), 2292 nucleotides long. RefSeq names its product transmembrane protein 150A-like. The record is from RefSeq and is a predicted model, not a curated record. NCBI's taxonomy places the organism in Eukaryota, Metazoa, Chordata, Actinopteri, Carangiformes, Carangidae. The transcript is spliced from 7 exons. Gene Ontology annotation, biological process: protein localization to plasma membrane. The coding region runs from base 176 to 922 and encodes 248 amino acids.